CAAAUUUUCAACCCUGGACUCGACACCCAUCAUCUUGUUCAUCUUCCACCGGUACAGCCAUUCAACGCCCUUUUCUUGUUUAAGAAGUCCUCAAGAUCCAUCUCGUUUGUCUACCAUACCUGUAUAACUCAUCAGUUACAUCGAGGAGUUUUCCAACUUGGUCCCUUUCCUAUGGCGGCUGCUCAUCAUGCAGCGCAACGACCCGCCUAUUCGCUUCCAACACAUCCUUCUUCAAAUUCUUUCCCUCCAGACGACCUUCGUUUACCUUCCAUAAAGGACCUUCAAUUCCAUUACCAACCUCGACGUCAGGACCAUUCUCAACCCCCUGAACCUACUCCCGGUUAUGAACACAACCAUUCUCAACCUCAGGACCGUGUCGUUAGACAUCCUCCGCAUUGGGCAAGGCCACCCCCACCACCUCAUUCCAUCUCUCAAAACUCACAAGGUCCACCCCCACCACCGCCUUCAAACCCUAUUCAUCAGCUUCAUUCUCAACAACAUAGUUCUCAGCCACCUCCACAAGUUCACGAAACGUCCUCAAAACCGCCUGACUAUCAUCAUAGACACGAAAAUAAUGGUUAUGCUACUCCCGGACUGCCAUUGUCUGCACAAACCGCACCAGUUCCUGGGUCGGUAAAUUCGGGCCCUGCAGUUCGCAGUGAAGAUUAUCAUCCACACGGUUCGCAUAAACGAGCUCGUACGGGUGACCGGGCACCUGUGGCUUCACUUCGUGACACGCGUCCUCCCUCUGCUCCAUAUCAUUAUCCUCCUUCAUACCCAGCCACUGGUAUGCCUCCGCCUAGCCCCUAUCAUCAAAAUGGACCUUCUUCAGGAGGAGUACCACCAUCACCGGUACAUCCGACACAUUCAAGCCCGCAAGUCCAGCAUCAUCAUCCAUUACCCCCUCCACAGUCGUACGGAAAUUACCAUCCCUCGCAAUACUCUCAACCUCCUCCUCCGCGGUCCACAAAUGCUCCCCAUCCGAUUCCAGUAUCGGCACCUCCGGCACCGCCUGCCCAGACUCCAACUACGCCGCUUCCACCCCCCACGCCCACGUCAGCUUCUGCUCAACCGACGCAAGUUCUUUCAUAUGCCCAAUCGGCCCAUUCUAGCGUCUCGCAGGAAUGGGAAACUCCGCCACAACAGCCUCCACAACAACAUUUCCAACAUUAUACUCUGCACGCUACUCAUCCACCACCACCACCACCCCCGGUUUCAACGCCUCCUGCUCCCAGCACCCCAAGUGCACACCAUGUACAACAGCUUUCCCACUCACAUCAUCAUCCUCCCCAACCUCCACCGCCCGUCCAUUCCCAACCUCCACCGCAAACAGCACACUCGAUGUAUCAAUCGCAGUCGCAACAGGUACAAACGACACCUCAAGUGCAAGCGCCAGCGCCGGCUCCUACACAGCCAUAUGCAAAAACAACGUCCGUGAACCCCACCGAUUUUGACACACGUGGUACCUACUCUACCCAUAAUACCGCUCCAUCAAGCGGCUCCAGCCCGGACUCCGCUAUGUCCGAGCUUGUCAAUCUAUGCUCGUUACUCUAUGAUUUCGCGAGUCGAUAUGCGCAACUCAAUGGAGGUGUGCCUGGGCCUACACCUCAUGAGAUCGCAGAGAUGGCGUCUCGUGCUAAUGAGGUGGUGCGGUUAUUGGAGGAACUUCGCCGGGCCCCUGACGGUCAACGGAUCGCCAAGAACGACACGACGUCUGCGGAGGACCACCGACCACCGAAGAGGCCAUGGGAGGACAUGGCUGAAGAAGGACAGAUCUCGCCUGAUGAUGAUUAUCAGCAACAGGAAGAGGCUUAUGAAACUACUACCGUCGAACCUGUGCAAUCAACUGCCGAGCUAGAUAUGGAACUCAUCCGCACGAAACGUGCAACUACUACCGCGGGGGCCGCUGCGAAUACCGGUCAACCGAAAAGCAAGUAUCGGAAAAGAAGUCGAGCCACUCCCCCUGGCAAAUGCCAUUCAUGUAAUAUCCGGGAAACUCCCGAAUGGCGGCGGGGACCUGAUGGUGCCAGAACUUUGUGUAAUGCUUGUGGAUUGCAUUAUGCGAAACUGAUGCGAAAACAAAACAAAAUGAAUCCAGGACCGAAUGGAGAGCCCCCGCCGCCUAUUGACAUGGAUAUGCUUCGUGCAUCAACGAGAGCAGCUGAGGCUGAAAGGCAUGGUCCCCAGUCUCAGGACGGAUCUCCUACUGGAGCACCUACUCACCAUCAAGGCUCAUUCCAAGUCAUUACCAUACCCCCACCUGUUCACAGUGAACCACCUUCCGCUAUAUCUCCAACGACAUCGGAGCAUCCGCAAACCGUUAAUACCUCUACAUCCACCACCAGCGUACUGCACAUUCCUCCGCCACCUUGGUCCACGUCUCCACCUGUCGGCGGACGAGGUUAUCAACCCAGCGAACAACAAUCAUUUAUACGAUCAUCUAUUCCCACCAAUUCGCCACGGUAAUCUCGACUCGUCCUAUCUUGUUUCUCUAUACAUUCGAUAUUUUUGUCUCAAUCAUGAAUGUUUUGCUAUCCCGCUUUAUUUCACAAGCUCUCAUACUUGAACACCACAACUGUAUCAUUAUCACCGUAUCGUUUGAUCAUCACGGCUUUCACUGGUUUUUUUUGUCCACAGGAGUUUCUUUUUACAGAACGGCGAUUUUAAUACCCCAUCUUGACACCUUGCUAUAUAUCCGGUGUUGCCAUUUCCACAGAUAUUGAUGUCAUCACUUCUUUUCCAAUGCAUCUUGUGGUUAUCACUGGUUGGUUGGGAACAAGUUGUGGCGUUUGUAUAUGGUGCCAAGUAUGUAGCUUAGGAUCUUGAUACAAUCUAAAAGCGAAACGUAUCGGGGGUUUACCUCGUCCGGCA
Messenger RNA from Marasmius oreades (fairy-ring Marasmius), 2871 nucleotides. RefSeq lists its product as uncharacterized. The transcript has 8 exons. Gene Ontology annotation, biological process: regulation of DNA-templated transcription. Gene Ontology annotation, molecular function: zinc ion binding; sequence-specific DNA binding. Bases 172 to 2466 code for a protein of 764 amino acids. The record is from RefSeq and is a predicted model, not a curated record. NCBI's taxonomy places the organism in Eukaryota, Fungi, Basidiomycota, Agaricomycetes, Agaricales, Marasmiaceae.